AUGACAUAUUGUGAUAGAUAAAAAAUGUUCCAAUCAUGUUUUUGGAUUUCUCUAUUAUUUACUCUAUAAAAAUGUGAAGUCCCAAAUAAUAAUUCCAGAUAAUUAAGUAAACCCAAGAUUAUGAGUAUUCAGGCUACUAAAUUAACUAUCCCUACACAUUCCAAAGAUAUUCAUAUGGAUAUUGAACAGGAAGAAUGUCAAUUCAUUAAUGAGCCCAUACUACAAACUAGAUGUAACUAAUUGGGAAUGUUAAAUCAGAAAGAGCAUUCUCGAACAACAGAAAAUAAUUUCACAUUUGAGCCAUUUGAACAAUCAUCACUAAUUCAAGUCUCUUCUGAUCAUAUAUAACAACAAUUAUCAAUGAUGGAGGAAUGUUUUACAUUGUUACUUGAAAGUACAAUUCCCGAUGAAAUUCUUUGUAGGGAUCAAGAAAAGAUUCUUAUUACAAGAUUUAUUGAGGAUGGAAUCAAAAAUAAUGGAUAAAAAUAGGCAUUAUGUAUAUUUAAACCAUUAAUAAAAUAGAUAUAUCAGGAGUCCCAGGAAUUGGUAAAACUGCCACAGUUUUAGAAGUCAAAAAUAAAUUGCACUUCAAAAAAUUAGAUUUCGAUUUCAUUUAUUUCAAUGCCAUGAAUAUAAGAGCUCCAGAAGACAUCUAUCCAUUUCUUUAUGAAAAGAUAACCAAUAAAAAGGAGAGUUCCAAAAUAAAGUCUUGCAUUCUUUUAAGUUUUUGAUUUUCAUAAUAUUUUUAAGCUGAACUCUUUAACAGUGAAUAUGAUUGUAUACAAAAGAACAUAGUUAUUUUAUUAGAUGAAUGUGAUAAUCUCUAUACUACAGAUCAAUAAGUUCUAUACAAUUUGGUAGAUUGGCCUCAAUAACCUAAUGCACAUUUAAUCAUUAUUAUGAUAGCAAAUACAAUGGAUUUCCCUGAGAAACUUAAACCUAAAUUAUAAUCCAGAUUAGGAAAUCAUCGCAUAGUGUUUAGACCUUAUAAUAGCACAUAAAUAGAAAAUAUAUUAUAAUAGAGAAUGAAAACAUAAAAACUUAAAUAAUUAUUUGCUUCUAACACUUUAAACUAUUUAGGUAAAAAGAUAGCCACAAUUUCAACUGACAUUCGCAAAACUUUAAGUAUAUGUAGAACAGCUAUAGUUUUGGGUAGAGAGUAAUUAUUAAGGAAACGUCAAUUUUCUUAAAUAGAGGUAGAUCAUAUAAAAUUAGCUUAUGAUAUCAUUUAUAAUAAACCUUAACAUAAUGCUUUGUAAUACUUUAAUGUUGACUUGAAAUUACUUAUAAUAAUGAUUGCCAUAGAAAUUCAUAUUAAAGGAUAAAAUUAUGCAUACUUUCAUCAAGUUGUUCAAAGAAUGAAGUAAUAAUAAUCAUUACAUAACAUAAAAGUUUUGAGUUAUUAUUAAAUGAAAUAAGCUUUAAUAAAAUUAUCACAAUUAAACUUAAUAGAAAUUAAAGAGGAAUAGAUUUUAUUAACAAAAACUAAUUGGUAAUUAAAAUUAUAAGUAUGCAUUUUAUUAUUUAUUAUUAUAGAAUAGUUUAGAUUAAGACAGAUUAUUUAAUUUGGAAGACAUUCUUAUAUUAUUAAAAAUAAAUAUUGAUGAUAUUAAAAAUGCACUAUCAAAAGAUGAUCUUUUCAAAGAAUUUUCAAAUUUAUUUUGA
Messenger RNA from Paramecium pentaurelia, 1665 nucleotides. The record is from the annotation of a GenBank genome assembly. NCBI's taxonomy places the organism in Eukaryota, Ciliophora, Oligohymenophorea, Peniculida, Parameciidae.